AAAGACGGCAGCCAAUUAAAUAACCCAGUCAAAACAGGUCGAGCAAUUAAACAGUAAUCGCAAAAAAGGACAAGCAACGGUUUCUUGUGUGUUCCAGGUCACGUGCGGCAUACUGAUGGAGCUAGCCCCAGGUUGUCGCUCGGCCCCAGAUCGACUGACUGCUCCGAGAUUAAGACAGAUUUCAGCGUCCAUCCAAGUCACAAACUCUUGGGCUGCCGCUGUCACUCUCUCACCAGCCACCACCUCCAGCCCUUCGCGAUAAUUGAACCGACCAUCCGAAUCCCAUAAUGUCUGGCAAGAGACCGACUAUGGAGCUGGGCUCCGUCCUGGUAGUUGGAGGAUGCGGCUUUCUAGGAUCUCACAUUGUUGAUCAGUUGCUGAACUUUCCUUCCGAGACCGAUCCCAGCGCUGCCCUUCCGAAGCCCGAGGGAGAUAGUCGAUUUGACUAUCCCAAGCUUGGAGAUCGCUACCCGCGAUGCGUUUCCAAAGUCUCCGUGGCCGACCUGAAAACUACGAAUAACCGAUUGCCUGGCGCUCAAUACUACGAAGCCGACCUGACCUCGACCGAAUCGAUGCUGGAAGUCUUCCGCGCGGCCAAGCCUGACGUGGUUAUUCAUACUGCGAGCGCGAUGUUGACGGACAAGAAACUACUCCACCAACUUAACGUCGAGGGAACAAAGAACUUGCUAGAGGUUGCGGGUGGUGCCUGUGGAGACUGGGGUGGAAAGUGCAAGGCAUUCGUUUAUACGAGUUCAGCCUCUGUUAUCCAUGACACACAGAGUGACCUGAAACAUGUGAACGAAGAUUGGCCCCUGGUCAGAGGAAAGCUGCAGCAGGAGUACUACUCGGAUACCAAAGCGGAAGCCGAAGAGGCUGUCUUGAAAUACAACCGCUCAUCACCCUCCUCAAUGUUGACCUGCGCGCUUCGCCCAUCCGGCAUCUACGGUGAAAAGGAUGGUCAGGUCAUUAUCAAUAUGCUCAACCACGGUGUAAAUGCAUCCUCGCUCGUCCUGAAGAUGCAGUUAGGCGACAACGACAACCUGUUCGACUUCACAUACGUCGGAAAUGUAGCAUACUCCCACCUGUUGGCCGCCUUCCGCCUUCUCGCAGUCCACAAACGCAUCGACUCGGGUCAAGGCGACCUCCUAGACUACGAGCGCGUCGACGGCGAAGCAUUCCUCAUCACCAACGACCAACCCGUCUACUUCUGGGAUUUCACCCAUUACAUCUGGGCCUUAGCCGGCAAAGUCGUCGAGCCAAACCAGGUGUGGGCGCUUCCCGAGUCGCUUCUCGGUCCCAUCGGUGGCCUCGCAGAAAUGGUCUUGGGCCUUCUAGGCAGGACACCGAAGUUGACUAGGCGGGCUGUCCGGUACUCGUGCAUGACGCGGUAUUACUCUUGCACCAAAGCUAAGCACAGACUCGGAUAUACCCCUAUUGUCCCUCUUGACGAGGGUGUUGCCCGUGCUGUCGGAUACUUCCUGGAACGCUGGCGACUAGAAGGCGAGAAGAAGGGGCUGUGAUUUAUGAGACUAGAUGGAUUAAUAUCUUCGUUAUGUACUAUAUAUCCAUGCUACCCGAGGCUACCUUCGUUAUUUAGCCUUACGUAAAUACCUAAUUGUGCUGAUUGGAAGAGAAUCUGCUUUCUUACUUAGGCAUUCCAUCCUUCCUUACUCCCGGUCGCCUUUUUAAGAAACUGGAGUAUGGAGCAUAUAGAUAUGGAUGGCCUCCAGCUUUCUGUCUGCUAUUUUCCACCGACCCUGGCAUUGCGCGCACUGUCCACAAAGAUAUCAAACCCUCAGCUCCAUCCACGCGCAGCCGAUCAGACGCCCCAUCCCGGAACCUUGAAAAUCGGGCCAAUUGACACAAUAGGUAAUGAGUGACACAACCUUACUUUUUUCAAUAGAAGAUGCAUUCGGUGUAGACUCCAAGCACAAUGAUUUAAUAUGAUGUAGUUUUGCAGGUUCCACAUCAAGGGAUAUUGUUGCAGUCUACUCUG
This is a messenger RNA of Aspergillus versicolor CBS 583.65, 1996 nucleotides long. Its product is annotated as C-3 sterol dehydrogenase/C-4 decarboxylase. The record is from RefSeq and is a predicted model, not a curated record. NCBI's taxonomy places the organism in Eukaryota, Fungi, Ascomycota, Eurotiomycetes, Eurotiales, Aspergillaceae. The transcript is spliced from 2 exons. Gene Ontology annotation, molecular function: 3-beta-hydroxy-Delta5-steroid dehydrogenase (NAD+) activity. Gene Ontology annotation, biological process: steroid biosynthetic process. The coding region runs from base 288 to 1520 and encodes 410 amino acids.